Pocillopora verrucosa is the source of this 3641-nucleotide messenger RNA. The record is from RefSeq and is a predicted model, not a curated record. Lineage: Eukaryota; Metazoa; Cnidaria; Anthozoa; Scleractinia; Pocilloporidae.
AUGUACGUCUCUGUCCGUUAUGUCUCAUUUCAGACAUGUCCUUCGAAUGACAUCCUUGGAAUACUUACGGAAAGUACGUCCUCUGUAGUUGCUUCAAGCGGUGUUGGAUCACUUAAGGAAGAUUCCGGUUUUGAUUCCAGAAGAGACUUCCGGUUUCCUAACUUUCCGUCCACGGGGACGAGAAAAGAUAGUUCAGGCAGGGUAGAGUCUGCUCUUGUGUCCAGAGAGGGUGGAUCACUGAAGGUGGAAGGCGUCGAACUGUUUUGGCCUUCUGGAGCUCUUGACGAUCCUGAAACUAUUACGCUUGCAUUGGAAGAUCCCUGCAAGCACUAUAGGCUGAUAUUUCAGAGGGGACUAGAAAACGAUCUCAGUUUUGGCGCAAACGUAAUUAAUUUGCAACCAAAUGGUCUAAAAUUUAACAAAUCUUUGACUUUGAAAAUCACCUUAGACAAAAACAAAGGCCCGUAUAAUGAGUGGCUUGUUCUACACGGCAAACAAGCCACAGAUAGAAACAUUUUUUGGGAAACUAUUACUGAUCAAUCAAGGUUUGACUUGGUAAAUGGGGUAGUUACCACUGAAAUUAAUGGGUUUUCGAUAAUUGCUGUCCUUUUGAGAUCAAUUUGGGUUCAAUUGAGAGAAAUAGUGACGCGGCUCAACAUCAUGCCAUUCAAAUAUACGUUGUCGGUACUGUACAGAAGCAAUCUUGAAAAUGAUCCUUUCGAGGAGGUCAGUCUCGCUUUAAUGAGCCAGGAUGUCUACCAAGAGCGAUAUUACCGAGAGCACGAUGAAUGUGUUCUAGAGAAACUUAAGAGAGAUGGGUUUGAAGAACUUGGAUCUAACGUUCGCGAAGAAACCAACUAUAUUUACAAUGGGGAACGCCUGGUGGUCUCAAUACGGCUUGGUGAAGACUACAAGCUUGCAAACAACCAGCGAGGUAGCAUUGAAGUGACUGUUGAUUCGUCCGUAUGGUGGAGCACUGGGAAGAGCGUUACGUUUCCGUUGCAAAGUUCAUGUACAAAAGCCAAAAUUUUAUGUGGAAAAGUCAAAAUUGAAGGCCAGUAUGGGCAUACCCGCGAGGAUGACUUCUGUCAACUAGAUCUAUCUUGUUACUUGAGACGCCUAUUGGGAGUAGGAGAACUAGCUUUCAACCUUCGACCCAUUCACGAAAGGCUUGAGUUGCCAGCGGAAACGUGGAGCCAAGCUGUGUCUCGGUGGCAAAGAGAGGAUAAACAGCUGGAAACUCUUUUGCAGAGAUGGAAAGAGCAGGAAAGGGACGAAACCCGUCCUGCUUUGCUGAAAAGAUCCCUUGAGGGGCUAAGGCCUGAAGAAUACAGAAUAAACGAGAGAGGGCAAAUGCAUAUCACACAUUUGAGAGAACUGGCGACUUCGAUCCUUGGUCUGAAUCAUGAGGACCGUGACAUGAUGAAAUACUUAGAAAAUGAGAUAAGAAAUUUAUGCAGAUCUAUUCUGAGGGACUGUUGCAUUGAAAUCGCCAAUUCAAAGGAAGAUAUGAAGUGGGCAAGUUCUAUCGAGAACCACACCAAUAUUCUUGUAACCAAGGGAAUUGUUUCCAAUGAGGUUUCCCAGCGAUAUAAGGCAAUGUUUUCAUCUGCUGAAAACGUUGUUAAAGAUAAUUUUCUUCGGCUGGUUCCUCAUCUCGUUCAAGCCGUAAAGGAUAUCUUCCGAGAUGAGAGUAUCCCACUUUCACAAAGUGGAAUGAGAGGACUGGAUGAGGAGACGGUCACUAGAAUUGCGUCAGCGAUUCAAAACGCUGCAAAGGAUAAAAAAAUACUAAGUCUUUUCAUACAAGUAAGUAAUAUUCUUGAGAAGUUAUGCCAUGAAAAUAAUAACAAUCCAUCACAAAGUACAGAUGAAAAGAUACAGGAGUGGGGAAGGUCUGUCAUGGUUAUUACGAUGCUGGAUUCGUUGGAAGAUAUCUUUGAAACUGCAGGCUCAGAUCCCCGAAGAUUGCGCGAAAGAUUAAGAGUCGCUUCACUCUACCUUAAAGACAUCAUGUUAGAUCCAAAGGCCUAUGAAGGAAUUUUCCUUCAGGACUUCCACAAUCUUUCAUUGAGUCUAUUGAAAUUUUCCAAAUUUGAUCCAUCACAGCUUGUGAGAUUUGAAUUGAUUGACCCAAAUGAUUCUUCCAACACUCAAAGUAAGGACUUAUUGAAGUACCAAAUGUUCUUGUCGAGAAGAAUGCGCUUCUCGCAGCUAUUCUGGAUCAACAAAGAGUCUGAGGGCGACUUAAAACUUGAAGCAGUUGCACAUGUUCACAUUGACGGACAUCAUCGCAAAAUCGGGGCGUUUGAAUCAACAAUCACAAUACCCCAGGCCUGCAGUGAAGUUAUAGACAAACUUCUAAACGCUUCUCUGCCUGUAGCUGUCGAAAGAAACUAUGACUUCUGGGAAGAAAUUCGCGUUACUCUUUAUUCGACUCAAAAGCAGAAUGUGAGGAAAGCACUGGAGUAUCUGGAGAGGGAAUUGGGCGAAGAGGUGGUUGACCUGAAGAAAGAGAAGAUUGCAGAAAGUCACCUUAAAUGUCGCAGCUUCGCAAAAGCAGGCACAGAUGUCAAACUGCGUUUGAUCCACGAAUGGGGAUCAGAAACGAUUGGUCUUGAAAGCGAUCAUUUCCUAGCCCUUGCAGACUCGCGUGCAGGAGGUGCCUGCAUGCCUGAUUCAGAAACAGCAGCUGAGACCAAUCAAACGACGGUUCUACCUGCAGCAGGCGACUCAAGGGCUGACACUUCCGACGGGAGCAACUUUGCUAUGGAUCCAUCGCACUCGGAGGUGAUACAGAGACAUCAAAAAGAGCAGCGAGGGAAGACCGAGAUCCACUAUCACCAGAUUUUUAUGAAAGGUCACGUUUGCGUGGUGGGACCGGACACUAGUCUUAAUAUGCAAACGCCAGCCACUGCUGAAAGUCAAAGGUGUUUGGAGGCUGGCCCAGGUACUGCUCUACAAAGGAGUUCAACUGCUGCUACUACUGAUGAACAAGAAGAUUGAGCACAUGACGGUUGGGAAACGUAAAAGGAAAGCAUUUGGACACGUUUCUUCUAUACCCAUAUUUACAUUGUAUAACAGGAAUUGCUUGUAGCCAGCCGCCGCACGUAAACGAGUAAAUAUUGUUUGGAUAUAGCUAUCUCUAAAGCUUUACAUAUCGUAAAUGACAAGUAGCUAAAACUGAGGAAAGACUAAUGCCUUACAAGGUAUCCUGAGAUUAAUUCUAAUGUGAAUGAUGGCUCAGUAAGCUUAAAUUUGUAGUAAAGUUUCGCACCAGUUUCCCGCGUGCUUCAUACCUCGAUGAACGCACGCUGACGUAUCAACCAAUUGUUAAUUACAAAGGUUUGAAAGGGAAAGAUCCACGGAUUAGAAAACUUAGCACCCCAGUCUGCAAAUUUUUCAAAAUUGCUAAGCUUUCAAACGGCCCAAGAACUCACACUUGAACACUAGUGGCCUCAAAAUAAAGUAAAAAAUUAAUAGUCUCUUUGAGUUUCUCCUCGUCCUUUUUAUUUUAUCUAUCAUAUUUAUUUUCUACCACAACCAUUUCUUUACAAUAAGUAAGGUCUCCGAGAGCGUGGCACGAGGCGAGACCAAAGCGAGACUACCAUACUGCAUGAUCGACCAGUCGACAAAUCUAG